AUGUCGGCUGUUAUCGAUCAGGUCUACAGGCUUAUGAUGCGUCAUCCAACUGAUGAGUGUAAAUGGAACUCUACGUGGAUAGACGUAGACAUUAACCCACCGAUCAAUCUUCAAACUUACAACUGCUGUAUGAUGUUGUCCGAUGUCCACGGCGACAACGAUAAUAAAUUUGUGGUCGUAGAUUUCGGUUCGGGAACGUCCAGCCCUCAGUUAAAAAUAUUCAAAGGGUUGAAACAAACGCACGUGAUAUAUUUGAACGAAAAACCGUCGGCUAUUACAACCGUAUACACGGAUAACAGUGAACAACACAUACCAUGUGUAGCUGUAGUGAUAAAAAACGAGAUAUACUUUUACCGAAAUUGUAAGCCCUAUCAUAAAUAUUCAAUUCAGUCGACGACAAUAAGAGAUACCGAAGAAUCUAAAUUAUGGCAAGAGAGUGAAGAUGCAUUCGAUCUGCUAAAAAGUUUGCAAGUAUUAUCGUCGACCAUAGGAUUCGUGAGUCUAUCAACAACGUCACAGCAAAUGUUAUGCUUAAACGAGUGUCAUCUCAACGAAUAUUUUGAGAAGUGCAGAAAAAUUAAUCUAGUGAAACAACACACCAUAACAUGUGUUACGGAGUUGAAAAAGAAUAUGAGUGAUGUACACGGCGUCAGUUGUCUGGUAAUAGCAACCACCGAUAUGAUCAGCAUACUCGAUACUGAAUCGUUUAAAAUUUUACCUGAUAAAUAUGAGUUGCAGGGUGAAACUGCGUAUAUGUCUGCUACUGGGCUUUACGACGUCGACUAUAAGAUCCUCGUAGCCACAAGAACAGGUCGGCUUUACAUUUUUUCUAAAUCGUCGACGAGCGGCUUUAAAGUCGAAACGACACAUGCGAUUGUGGCUGUAAUACUCCGUAUUGACAAGUUCAUCUGUUGCACUAUAGACGGACUUUUACAGUGUUAUACGCUAAAGGUGAGAUUAUUUUUGGUACAAGUCUUCAUUGUUGUUAUCUAG
Messenger RNA from Macrosiphum euphorbiae (potato aphid), 993 nucleotides. Lineage: Eukaryota; Metazoa; Arthropoda; Insecta; Hemiptera; Aphididae. The record is from the annotation of a GenBank genome assembly.